UCUCUUCCAGCACACGCUCAUACUCCUUCCCUCUGAUGCCGACUGGAUGCAGACCGGGGGAUCUCCAGCAGCCUCCUUAGUCGGUCCACCCCCCCUUCCUCCUCCUCCUCUUCCUCCUUCAACAUUCGGCGCUUCUGCUCCACUGCCUCCUCUCUUCUCCUGCUCCUCACCACCAAGAUGUGGCGCUCGGUGGCUCUGCUCCUCUCUGGAUUCUCUGCUUUGAUUCACGUGUCGUUGCAGGGUCCCCACCAGAGGAGCCUGUUAAAGAACCUCCUGAAGGACUACAACCGGAUGGAGCGACCGGUGGGCAACGACUCCCAACCGCUCACCGUUGUCUUCACCAUCAGCUUGAUACAGAUCAUGGACGUGGAUGAGAAGAACCAGGUUCUCACCACUAACAUGUGGCUACGGAUGAGUUGGUUCGACCACUAUCUCCAGUGGAACCAGAGCGAACAUCCCGGAGUGAAGAACCUCCGCUUCACCACAGACCAGAUCUGGACCCCAGACAUCCUGCUCUACAACAGUGCAGAUGACGACUUUGACUCCACCUUUAAGGUCAAUGUUCUGGUGAACUCCAGCGGCUACGCCGAGUAUCUGCCUCCAGGAAUCUUCAUGAGCACUUGCAACGUGGACGUUCGCUGGUUCCCUUUCGACAUCCAGAAAUGCGAGCUGAAGUUUGGCUCUUGGACCUAUGACGGCUGGUUGCUGGACCUCCAGAUGCAGGAUGCUGACAUCUCAGGCUACAUGCCCAAUGGAGAGUGGGACUUGAUCGGAGUUCCUGGCAGCAGAAACGAGGCGUACUAUGACUGUUGUAAGGAGCCUUACCAGGAUGUGAAGUUUAUUGUGACGAUACGGCGGCGGACGCUCUACUACGCCCUGAACCUGCUCAUCCCCUGUGUGUUGCUAUCCUCGAUGACCCUGCUCAUCUUCGUGCUGCCGGCUGACUCUGGGGAGAAGAUCUCAUUGGGCAUCACGGUGCUGCUGUCCCUCACGGUGUUCAUGUUGCUGGUGGCAGAGAUCAUGCCAGCCACGUCGGACUCGGUGCCCCUCAUAGGUCAGUACUUUGCUAGUAUAAUGAUCAUCGUUGGGAUGUCCGUCAUUGCCACAGUGGUGGUACUGCAGUAUCAUCACCACGAUCCAAAUGGAGGAAACAUGCCAAAAUGGGUGCAGCUGGUCUUGCUGCAGUGGGUAGCAUGGUUCCUGCGUAUGAAGCGUCCAGGAGAGAGCGAGGACCCCGAGAGGCCCCCGUGUGCCCCCCACUUGCGGCGAUGCUCCUCGGGCUCCCACAGCGGGAGCAUCCCGAAUCCACCGGACCCCACCCUCCAUCCACUGCACCCACAGAACCUGGCUCCACUCCACGCGGUGCAUCCUCACCUCCACGCCCAGUCGAGUGCUAAUAACAACGGGAACCUGCUCUACAUGGGUUACCAGAGCAUGGAGGACCCUUCAAUACUGUCCGAGACUCUGCAGAGAAACAACAUCUCCGUGGGGGCUCAGCGGGUGUCGGGUAGCCCGCCUCCUCACCUCCCAUCUCAGUUCUGCAGUUCCCCACUACCCCCCAUCCCCAACAUGGACACUCUAGGCUGCCCCAGCACCGUCUCCAGUGGUGGGGGGUUCGGAGGUGGGCCCGGAGGGGUCGGCGGGUGCUCGACUGCAGGGCUGGGAGAUGCCCAGCUGCAGGCCAUCUUGGAGGAGGUACGUUACAUGGCGGACCGUUUCCGGGAGCAGGACGAGACGGAGAGCGUGGCUGACCAGUGGAAAUUUGCCGCGGCUGUAAUCGACCGCCUGUGCCUGGUGGCGUUCAGCGUUUUCAACAUCAUAUGCACCAUCUCUAUCCUCAUGUCAGCUCCAAACUUUGCCGACGCCAUUUCAAAAGACUUUAUUUAAAAGGCAAAAAGUUAAAAGAGGAGGAGAAGCGUGAAGAAAAGGAUGAAGGGAAUUAAAUAUAGGAUGAAGGAUUGUGUGGGCCCGGAUCCAAGGAAACCCAAUUUUCAGCUGACUGUAAGCUCUGUGAUUUGUGACUGCAAAGAAGUUUGAAAUAGUAAAAAAAAAAGGUUUUCUUUGCAAUACAUUCUGUUUUCUAACCGAUUUAAAAGAAGAAAAACAGAUGACUAAGUGGGAUACAGCGUGAACUUAAAUGAGGUUAUGCCUAGCAGGGUGCUUUGUCAGUUUCUUGACAUGGUGAAAUUGUUUCUUGUGGUAGAUUCAAAGACUUUACCCACAAAAAUGAGGAAAGAAAUAUUCAAUGAGAGGAAAGGAAGAGAAGAAGUUCAAGUAACAAAGCUUCUAAAGCAGGGGAGAGAUACAGACAGAAAAACACUCUUUCUCGUGAGGAGGGAAGCCAUUUCGUCGCUCCCACAUGUUGGUAUCGGAUUCCAUCGUUUAAGAGCGGACUCCUUCAUUAACAGGAGGAGGAGCGCGGGGAGAGGAUGAAAUGAAUUUUAUCAACAACAAAGCGCGAUGUUGAAUGAACCAGACUUCCCAUCUCGGUUGGGAGGAGUAACCCGCUGGAUGCUCGGAAAUACAAAAUUGGACUGAUGACCGGGAAGCAGAGAAGAAGAGAAGAGGAUCUCAUCUAUUAUUAAAUCACAUUCAUCUGAUGACCGUCAAAUUGAAAGACCUUGGGUAAUCUUUAAGACUAAUAAGCUUUUAAAAGAUGAAGUCCCCCCUCCUCCUCAACGCAAACCACUUUACAUUUCCAAAGCCUUAUCUCUUUCAGACGAUUAUCCAAUCUGCAACAAUCAGCAGAGAUCAAAAGCUUCUUCGCAGCGGGCAAAGUGUGCCUCGCUGAUCCCGACCGGGAAACUGAAUUAAGCGGUCAUCAACAGCGCAGGGACCAGUAACUGCCCCACAGUGGAGGCUUGGACCACCUAACUGUAUCUGGCAGGUCGUUAUGGACCUACAGAUCUCAUAUUAAAGGUUCAAUAUCUGACAUGGGAAGUCAGGUCUUUAAACAUGAGAGGGAUACAUAGAUAAGACCCAAUCCUCUAUUUUCUGAGGAAAGCAAUGUCAAAAUCAAAAUUCUGUCUGAUCCAGUCAAGAGGUUGUAGCAUCAAAUUAAAUAUGAGAUGAUUAUGGAGCAAAAUCUUUCAUUAAAUUGAGUGCAGUUGAUUUAAAGGUUUCACAGAAUAUGUCUUUGACAAGGUUGGGUUUGAGGUGUCUGCUAGCAGUUUGAAUGUGUGCUGAAUGCAUAGCUAGCAGUUCAGUUUAAGGAUGGCGGUCUAUUACACCAUUCACAGUAGGCAAUUUUAAUUGCAUCAGACUUCCAAUCUUUGUUUAAGGUUAUGCCUUCCCUAAUCCAGAGAGAAAGGUCUGUGACAUGUACAAAUUCUGCUAAACCAAUUCCAGUAUUACAAAGGCAAUAAAAGAUGAAAGACCAAAUAAUGGGGGGAUUUUGGACAAGUCCCAAGAUUAGAAGGAAAUUAUGAGUCAGGAGUUGAGGUAAAAGUGCACCUUUAACAGCUCUAUUCUGUAACAUUAAGCGACAGUAAUGGCUGGGUCUCUCAAUGCUUUCCUGAUUUCAAGAUCAGUAACAUUGACUUGAAUAUAAGUGUCUAUGUGGAAGAAGCUGGUGUGCCCAGCCACUGAAAGUAAAUGUAGAAAUAUGGGAUACAUUUUAGAGGAUCUUUCUGUAAAAACAAUAGUUCAUUGAUUAACUUACAUAUUAGGUCCCGGCUUCGUAGUCCACAAACCAAAACUAGUAAAAACAAAUGUAUUAGCAUUAGAAACUGGAUCAAAUGUAUUUUCUUGCAUUGAUACCCACAAAUUACAAACUAGGCUGAGCUCACUAUUCAUUUUAAGCAAAGACAAAAGCUCGCCUUGCCAUAGCUGGAAUAAUUAGUCACAAACCCAACAACCCCUCAAGAGUUACUUUGUAUCAUUUAUAUUGUCAAUAAAUCUCAUGAGGAACAUAAGUUAUGUUACAUUGUGACGUGCAGCCUCAUGAUUUGCUUCUAAAUCCGCAAGGGCAUAGUUUCAUGUUAAGUCAUUUUCUAAAAAAGCAAGGCUCAAACGUUUUCUGGCAUGGAAUUGGCCCUGGACUAUUUUCAGCUAUGGAUUAAUAGGAAUUUGAUGUGGUUCUCUAGCUAAUGCUUAAAAGAGCAGAGCGGUGCAUGAAACACUUGGCUUGACUGAAAGAUGAAAGCGUGGACAAGCGGUCAACUCUACAAUGUGUUUUUCAUAGUUUUUGAAAAAUAAUGUGGUUGGUUUACUGGCCACUUAUAAGGAAUCCCAGACACGUCCCCAGAUGAUACUUGUUAGUUAUAGUAUAAAUGAGCGGCUCAGUUCGGUAUUUUGCGGGGAUUUGACGGCAGUGAUAAAAGCGUAGAACAGCGGCAGCCUCAUCCUGUGAGUCUGCUUAUUAAGCGCAAAGAUCCAACAGGACAAAAUAGGUUUAAUAAAUUCCUGACUUACACCCUCUCUGGGGACUUGACACAUUUACUAUCCACAUAGCGUGCGCAGAGACAGUUUUACAAAUACUUUAUCUCUAUAGCGCUCCACGUCUUCCGUCUCCUCUCUCUUCCUCUCUGAAGUCGAGUGUCCCAGCAGGCGGAAAGCAGCUUCCUGCUGGAAGGUUUGUAGAAAGAUAUUUUCCCCUCCAGCGUAUACUGACACCUAAACCCUGACAUCUGUUCAUUACCCAUCCUGAAAAUAAAGGAUUCUCCCCUUUUUUCUACCACCUUUGGUCUGCUCCCUGUCUUCGCUGUUGACAGUGGAUGGCCCUACACCCAAAAUGAAAAGAAAAAUGACAGAGAGAGGAGAUAAGAGGAGGAGAGAAAGUGCUGACUGUAGUGAGAGCUGGACGGGGCCUUAAUUGAUCACUCGUUCAGGG
Messenger RNA from Pungitius pungitius (ninespine stickleback), 4831 nucleotides. RefSeq names its product cholinergic receptor, nicotinic, alpha 11 (gene chrna11). The transcript is spliced from 10 exons. The record is from RefSeq and is a predicted model, not a curated record. Lineage: Eukaryota; Metazoa; Chordata; Actinopteri; Perciformes; Gasterosteidae. Bases 178 to 1887 code for a protein of 569 amino acids. Gene Ontology annotation, molecular function: acetylcholine-gated monoatomic cation-selective channel activity; acetylcholine receptor activity; acetylcholine binding. Gene Ontology annotation, biological process: synaptic transmission, cholinergic; nervous system process; monoatomic ion transmembrane transport. Gene Ontology annotation, cellular component: neuron projection; synapse; postsynaptic membrane.